AUGGAGGUCGAGAUCAAGCUCCGCCUCCCCGACGCCGCGGCCCACCGCCGCCUCUCCUCCUUCCUCGCUCCCCGCCUCCGCCGCACCCACGACCAGCGGAACCUCUUCUUCGACGGCGCGGCGCGCACCCUCGCCGCCGGCACCGCCGCGCUCCGCAUCCGCUUCUUCGGCCCUGACGACCGCGCCCCCUCUCGCGCCGUCCUCGCCCUCAAGCGCCGGCCGCGCAUCGACGCCGGCGUCAGCCGCGUCGAGGAGGUCGAGGAGCCCCUCGACCCCGCGCUCGCCCUCGCGUGCGCUGACGACCCCGCGCGCCUUGGCGGGGUCAACUCCCCUAUCAUUCGGCUCGUCGCCAGCGAGUACGGCGUAGGCGGGAACGCCGCCCCGUUCGUCUGCCUCGGCGGGUUCCGGAACACUCGUGCCGUCUACGAGCUUGAGGAUGACGACGAGGGGCUCGGGCUCGUGUUGGAGCUUGACGAGAUGCGGUUCGACUUUGGGACAGGCUACGAGCUCGAGUGCGAGACGGCGGAGCCUAACCGGGCCAAGCAGGUGCUGGAGAGGUUGCUCACGGUGGCUGGCGUGCCGUAUCAGUACUCUCGGAGCAAUAAGUUCGCGUGCUUCAUGGCUGGGGAGUUGCUUCCUUGACUAGGCAUAUUUGCGUGGCUUGCUCUUGGUACGAUUAAACUGUGGUAAACAACUUGUGUGACAAUAACUCUUUGGUUAAGCAAAAUAAGUAUGGUUUCUUGAUUUGGUA
Messenger RNA from Phragmites australis (common reed), 751 nucleotides. Its product is annotated as triphosphate tunnel metalloenzyme 3-like. The record is from RefSeq and is a predicted model, not a curated record. The transcript has a single exon. Lineage: Eukaryota; Viridiplantae; Streptophyta; Magnoliopsida; Poales; Poaceae. Bases 1 to 642 code for a protein of 213 amino acids.